Spirometra erinaceieuropaei is the source of this 1727-nucleotide messenger RNA. The record is from the annotation of a GenBank genome assembly. NCBI's taxonomy places the organism in Eukaryota, Metazoa, Platyhelminthes, Cestoda, Diphyllobothriidea, Diphyllobothriidae.
AUGAACAAGCCCGUCACAUCUUUCAUGAUAGAUGACCUCCUAGUAAAGCGUCCUAAGAGGAGUGAACCAUUUAAGGACGUAGAUACCGGUCCAACAACCAUUAAGCUAGGAAGACGCGGCAUCAUGAAAGAGGCUAGGUACGAAAAAUUGUGGAAAUUGCUUACCAUCUCAUAUUCUUUGCAGCCUCCCAAUUUCGCGGGGCCAAGAAGACCAACCACAAGCUGCUGAAGAGUGUGAGGAUCGUCCUUCGAAAAAUUCAUGUGAGUGUGUCUCUUAUGGAAUGAAAUGUUCAUUCAGAACUACACCCUCCCUGCGAUUUCCUCUCCCACCGAUGGAUGUACUGAGAGGAAUUUUGCAUGAGCUUUGUUGAUGGAGAAGCAACGUUCCCCAAAAUAAAAGAUAUUUUAUCUUAUUUAAUUUUCGAGGAAAUUAAUGCGCGAACUUAGAGUAGAUUCUUCGGAAUAGACCUUUUCAGGCACGGUCCAAACUAUUUGAACUAAUGUACAUCAGCUGCUGCGCGCAAUAUGCACAAACCGUCAACAGGCAACCAAUAGUAUACAACUUACUUUACUGGCAACACAGGUACUAGCUAAAAGCCCAGACACGCGUGUUUCGCCGAUGUUGUGCCGCUGCCUGAUGCAGCUGUGAGGGGUUCGGCUAAUCAAUUCGCGCAGUAAUUUCCUCGGAAAUUAAACAAGGCAAGGUGAAACUGGAGUUCGUAUUAGCAGAAAACACAUGGGGAAGGCUGGAGGACUUGCCAAUGAACCGAACCCCUCGCAGCUGCAUCAGGCAGCGACACAAGAUCGGCGAAGCACGGGUGUCUGAGUUUUUAGCUAGUACCUGUGUUGUCAGUAUGGUGAAUAAUUACACAAAAGAUACUUUGUUAGCUUAGAUGUCUCUGGGCACUUGUGCUAAGUUGAGACAUCGUUGCUUUUUAAUUUCCUCAGAAAUUGACUGCGAACUUGGAGUAGAUCAGUAUAUUCUAGGUCUGUAGGCCAUAAGUUAAACGCGAUCACUGAUGCGGCAUCAGGACAGUCGCUUUAAGAUGAGAGAAGCGCGGAUGCGGAACGUCGAGACUAGUUUUUUUUGCCGUUUUAUCAGUCCGAACUCAAACCAUUUAGGUGGGUAUGAGUUCCGAGCAAAAGUAACAUAUUAAUAAUACUUCGUCGUAUUUUUUUCGCCUACCGAGCAUUUUCUUGAUUUCUUUGUUUAAAUCAGUGAUUAGAAUGAGGGCUUUUCAUAGGGUAAAACAGUUUUAGCGUCCAAACUAGGUAAAAUGUGCAAAUAUACACGGAUUUUCGAUGCAAGGAGGGCUCUUCACUGAGAGGUCGUCUUAUAUGUGUGUGUUUAUAACCCCCCCUCCCCUUCAUUCUCUAGUAGUCUCAGUCUCGAUACCGGAGUCUGGAGUGUUUUCUAUUCGUCAUUGGCUCACGCAAGGGGUAGCACACAGUUUUGCCGAAAAUGGUCAUUGGCAAGAGGUCCCUGAAAGUACGAGUGCUGUUGUCAGAACCUCAAAUGCUUCCCCGCCCUCGCCCUCCUCGACAAUCGAAGAGUCCGUAAAGAAGCCCCGCAAGGCGAGAACGGCCUUCACCGAUACCCAACUGGCAGAAUUGGAGGCCAACUUUGAAAAACAAAAGUACCUUAGCGUCCAGGACCGCAUUCAGCUGGCAAGUCGCCUGAAGUUGAAUGAUACGCAAGUUAAAACAUGGUACCAAAACAGACGGUGA